This is a messenger RNA of Miscanthus lutarioriparius, 723 nucleotides long. The record is from the annotation of a GenBank genome assembly. NCBI's taxonomy places the organism in Eukaryota, Viridiplantae, Streptophyta, Magnoliopsida, Poales, Poaceae.
AUGAGGAUUCGGGAGCUCCGGGAUGGGCUGGAGGUGGAGGACGACGAGCGGGAGCAGGAGGGAUCGUGGGGUGGCGGCGGCGACGGGGAGGUGGUCGCGUUUGUGCGACUGCGGGCGAAGCGCGCGCUCGUCGGCGCCGGCGCGAGGGUCCUGUUCUAUCCGACGCUUCUCUACAACGUGCUCCGCAACCGGUUCGAUGGCGAGUUCCGCUGGUGGGAUCGCGUCGACAAGUAUGUUUUGUUAGGUGCUGUUCCGUUCUCUAGCGAUGUUCUGCGCCUGAAGCAACUUGGUGUAAGAGGAGUUGUUACACUCAAUGAACCCUAUGAGACUCUGGUUCCAACAUCCCUAUACCAGGCUCAUGGAAUCAAUCAUCUCGAAAUUCCCACAAGGGACUACCUGUUUGCCCCCUCCCUAGAGCAUAUUUGUCGGGCAGUGGAUUUUAUCCAUUGUAAUGAAAUGCAAGGUGGUAGCACCUAUGUCCACUGUAAGGCCGGAAGGGGACGCAGCACCACUAUAGUUUUGUGUUUUUUGAUCAAGUACAGAAAUAUGACUCCUCAAGCAGCUUUGGAUCAUGCAAGGCUGUUAAAAUGUUCAGUGAGCUCAACAGGAGAUGCCAUUCCAUACAGAGCUCGAACCCAACCUGCUCAGCAGUUUCUUAUGAGGAAUCCAGUGAACUGUCGAGCACGCGGGCAGCAGAUGUCUUUCAAUUCAGAGCUCAAAUGA